Molecule: messenger RNA, 2278 nt
Organism: Sander lucioperca (pikeperch)
Lineage: Eukaryota; Metazoa; Chordata; Actinopteri; Perciformes; Percidae
Gene: sfrp1a
Product: secreted frizzled-related protein 1a
Exons: 3
Coding region: 302-1225 (307 amino acids)
Biological process (GO): negative regulation of canonical Wnt signaling pathway; canonical Wnt signaling pathway; non-canonical Wnt signaling pathway
Molecular function (GO): Wnt-protein binding
Source: RefSeq, a predicted model, not a curated record
CAAGCUCCGAACAGGCAGAGCGCUUUACCUUCCAAAACUCUCGCAGCAGCCAGACGCACCAGAGGAGCGCGAGGGGGAUGCAGCCAGAGGAGAGUGCCUGUGGACUUAACCCAAACCAGAAACUCAACACGUUUUACGCGCAUCGAUCAGCAGAGCUCAGCUUUUUUUUUUUCUUUUCUACAUUUAUUUCUUGUUAUUAUUCGUGUUAUUACUCUGCAUUUCUUAAUGAAGUGAGUGUUGAAUCGUCUGUCUAAGCCGCGCUGAGUUCCAUUCAUUUUAUUGCUGAAAAAAAGAGAACAUCAUGUCUGCUUCUGAAUCCUUCUGGAGGAUGAUCCGGCUGGCUGUGACAGUGGCGCUCAUGUCUGCGUGCCGAGCGUCAGAGGACGAGUACCUCAGCUGGAACUCGGACAUUUACAACGGGCCCAGCUACAGCAAGCCGCCCCAGUGCGUGGACAUCCCGGAGGACCUGCGGCUCUGUCACAACGUGGGCUACAACCAGAUGCUGCUUCCCAACCUGCUGGAGCACGAGACCAUGGCGGAGGUGAAGCAGCAGGCCAGCAGCUGGGUGCCGCUGGUGCACAAGAACUGCCACCCGGGCACGCAGGUCUUCCUCUGCUCGCUCUUUGCGCCCGUGUGCCUGGAGCGACCCAUCUACCCGUGCCGCUGGCUGUGCGAGGCCGUGCGGGACGGUUGCACCCCCAUCAUGGAGGCGUUCGGGUUCCCCUGGCCGGAGAUGCUCACCUGUGACAAGUUCCCCCAAGACGACGUGUGCAUUGCUAUGACGAAGCCCAAUGCGACCGAGGCCACCAAGCCCACAGGUUACUCUCCCAUCUGCCCUCCAUGUGACAAUGAAAUGAAAACAGAUGCCAUGCUUGAGCACAUGUGUGCCAGCGAGUUCGCUUUCAAGGCCAAGAUCAGGGAGGUGAAGAGAGAAAACAUGGACCGCAAGGUGAUCCUGCAGAAGAGGAAGAAGAUGUUGAAAGAGGGGAAUCUGAGCAAGAAGGACAUGAAGACGCUGGUGUUGUACUUGAAGAACGGUGCAGACUGCCCCUGUCAGCAGCUGGACAACCUGGGAAACCAGUAUCUAAUCAUGGGCCGCAAGGUUGAUAAGCAGUACCUGCUAACAGGCAUCCACAAGUGGGACAAGUCCAGCAAAGAGUUCAAAAAGGCCAUCAAGAAACUCAAGACCUACAAAUGUCCCGCUUUUGAUAAUGUCUUCAAAUAAUAUGCCCCCCUCCUCUUUUGGUCGCAUCUCAUCCUACAUAUGAACUUGCACAAGCAUUAAAAUCCCAAACUUUGCUUUCUAUUGUCCUGUUUAUAUAUCUAUAUAUCUUUGUAUAUUUACAGAUAUACUUUGAAAUGUCCUUUCUUAAGUUGUAGUUGAUAGUAGUGAGUGAUGACACCACAAAAAAGGGUUGGGCUUCUUGUAGUAAACUGAAAUCAUUUCCACUAUACGUAUGUAGAUACUUUGUUACACUUUCAUUCAACAGGUCAGUGGAUUUUGCUUAAAGGGAUAGUUGAAGUAGUUUGGGAAAUAUACGUUUGCUUUAUUACUGAGAGCUCAAUGAGUAUAUUGAUACCACCCCUCUCUAGACAUGAAAGUGGUUUUGAUCUUUUCAUCUAACUCUAAGCAAGAAAAAUCUUCAACAUUCUUUAACAUCUCUCUCCUUGUGAUCAUAAUAACAAAUCAUAACACUAGUGAUUAGACUUCAUAAUUGGCAGUUGCAGGUAUUUGGAGCUUCAAAAGCCACAUGUAGGCCUACAGAGCGGCUCCACAUAGGGUUCCUGUUGAAUAACGUAUUGACAGAAGUAUGAGAGAGUGCUGCCGUCAGCUGAUUGUUUUGUCAAACUAAAGACUGCACUACCAAUAAUUUUAAUCAUAUCCUUUACAUGUCAUUGUUACCUCUCUUUUUAUUACUUGAACAAUCUUAAGAGAAUAUCCACCAAUCUGCAUCAUGAGAUAACAUGUAGGUCUGUGUGGCAGAUUUCUUCUUUUCUUGUUGUGUGUUGUCACCUGACACUUGGCUAACCUUUUUUUUUUUUUUUUCACCACUUUUCUGUCUCUCUAGAUCCAGUCUAACUGCAGUAAUCAGUGUUCAUCUGUAAUGGAAAACGCUUUGCGGUCAUGUUGCAAAUAUUGCCAACUCUGUGUUCUGUUUGUUUUGCUCAACUGUUGCUGGUCUGUUUUAGCACUAUUUUGUUUCAGAUUUGAAUGUCAGUGGUCCAUUGCUGCCUAUUACAUGUACAUACAAAAUUUUACAUAAAUAUGGAAAACUGA